This is a messenger RNA of Colletotrichum chrysophilum, 741 nucleotides long. RefSeq lists its product as uncharacterized. NCBI's taxonomy places the organism in Eukaryota, Fungi, Ascomycota, Sordariomycetes, Glomerellales, Glomerellaceae. The record is from RefSeq and is a predicted model, not a curated record. Bases 1 to 741 code for a protein of 246 amino acids. The transcript has a single exon.
AUGGACGAGUUUGGGUGGGAAUAUUCGUUCAUGUUCUCCAAAAAGUUCUCGUGGCAUGGUCCGAAAUGGUGGAACUCUUUCGUGCGUAGGAGAGCCUGGGUUCGAAAGCGAGUCAAGAAGAAGCCCGAGGAUGUCUCUGAAGACCCGCACAUGCUUAACAACGACUACUUCACCGUCACGCCUGCAAAUCACAGCCGCGCCUCUAGUGUUGGCAGCCGUCGGGAAAGCAUCAGCAAGGCGAGCAUGCAGACGAGCAUAGCGGAGGAGAAACCCGACAUCGAAGACGUGUGGACGCUGAUGGCAGUCCUGCGGGCCGCGCGAAUCGACCGAGAAAAGAUCGAAGCCGUUGAGAACUAUCUCGAGCAUGCCAAAGACAACCUCGAACACUUGCAGGAUGAAAUGCACGAUAUUAUGGGCAUCUUCGUAUUCCAAGCCUCAAGGAGACUGUUGCUCAGUCAUUUGACCAAGAUAUAUGAUGAGCAUGUCGCAACAGACGGAAAAGAAGACGAAUCAGGGGAGCUAGAGGAGAGGAGGAAGCACCUUGAGGCCGCAAUCAAGCAUGCCGACGAGGAAGUGAAGAAGUUAUCCUAUUGGAGCGACGUGAAAGGACUCGCUGAGAACGGCGAAGCAACGCACGCUGUCGAAGAGGGCGAAGGAUGGAACCAGAGCUGGCAAGGCGUAGAUCAGAGCGGGCCGGCGCAUGCGAAUUCAGGGGCAUUACCCGUGACGCCCAACAAGUAA